AUGGCAAGACCAUCGAUCCAAUCCAAUCUUCGAUCAUUCCGGUCGAUACGAUGUACCCGGUCUUACAGCUUGAUCAGCAGCAAGUCACUCGCAGUGCAAGACUACCCGGCUCCUCAUACUGGUGUCAUUCGAGUCCUCUCUUUGAACAAGUUCGAAACCAGAAACGCCAUCUCUCGCAAUCUCUUGAAAGACCUUCGGUCCGAGGUAGUAAAGAUCGAGGGCCAGAGUCGCGAUUCCUGUACGCCCGUUCGAGCGGCCAUCAUCGCAAGUGCGCUGGACAACUGCUUUUGCGCUGGAGCCGACUUGAAAGAACGGCUUGGGUUCACCAGGGCAGAGAGCGCGGCUUUUCUCGACUCACUCCGUUCCACCCUUCGGCUUAUUGAAGAUCUUCCUGUACCCUCGAUUGCAGCAGUCUCUUCGGUGGCACUAGGAGGCGGUCUAGAACUCGCCAUGGCCACAAGUCUUCGUGUUUUCGCCAGAACGGCAGUGGUAGGUCUACCAGAGACACGACUCGGCAUCAUACCAGGAGCUGGUGGGACAUAUAGACUGGGACGACUCAUCGGUAAAAGCCAUGCCAAAGACCUGAUCCUGACUGGACGUCGCGUUGACGCGGACGAGGCUUUCAGGCUUGGUCUGUGCAACAGGCUCGUUGGUACAACAAAUGAUACCGCGGAGGUAGCACGGCAACAAGCGCUCACUGAAGCGUUGAAGCUGGCUACGCAGAUAUGUGAUGGAGGCCCGCUCGGCGUCCGUGCUGCUCUGAAGGCCAUCGAUGCUGGGAAUGAGGAGGGUGAGAAUGCACAGUACGAGACGGUCAUUGACACAGAUGAUCGCAAUGAGGCUCUACUGGCAUUCAAGGAGAAGAGGAAGCCCGCUUUUAUUGGUCGAUGA
Molecule: messenger RNA, 891 nt
Organism: Exophiala xenobiotica
Lineage: Eukaryota; Fungi; Ascomycota; Eurotiomycetes; Chaetothyriales; Herpotrichiellaceae
Exons: 2
Coding region: 1-891 (296 amino acids)
Biological process (GO): fatty acid beta-oxidation
Cellular component (GO): mitochondrion
Molecular function (GO): enoyl-CoA hydratase activity
Source: RefSeq, a predicted model, not a curated record